CUACCACGUCACGCAGUCAGUUGUCACAUCGUAUCGCGAUAUUUUUGUGGCUCUUUUGGGUGUGUGCUUUCUUCAUGUGUGUUGUGCUACUUAUGUGGAUUAUUAGGUGAUACUAUUCUUUUUACUGGAUUGAUAUCCUAAGCCGCAAAGAUGCCGAAAUCGAUGAACGUCCGGGUGACGACGAUGGACGCGGAGCUGGAGUUCGCGAUCCAGCAGACCACCACGGGCAAGCAGUUGUUCGACCAGGUGGUGAAGACCAUCGGCCUGCGCGAGGUCUGGUUCUUCGGCCUGCAGUACACCGACUCGAAGGGUGACCUCACCUGGAUUAAGCUCUACAAAAAGGUGAUGCAACAAGACGUCAAGAAGGAGAAUCCACUUCAGUUCAAGUUCCGCGCUAAAUUCUACCCCGAAGACGUGGCCGACGAAAUCAUCCAGGAGAUCACGCUCAAACUCUUCUACUUGCAAGUGAAGAAUGGCAUACUGUCUGACGAGAUCUACUGCCCGCCAGAGACGUCAGUGCUGCUCGCGUCGUACGCGGUCCAGGCGCGCCAUGGAGACCACAACCCGGCCGUGCACGCGCCCGGCUUCCUCACCAACGACCGUCUGCUGCCGCAGCGAGUCACUGAUCAGCACAAGAUGUCCCGCGAGGAGUGGGAGCAGAGCAUCACGAACUGGUGGCAGGAGCACCGCGGGAUGCUGCGCGAGGACGCCAUGAUGGAGUACCUGAAGAUCGCGCAGGACCUGGAGAUGUACGGCGUCAACUACUUUGAGAUCCGCAACAAGAAGAACACGGAGCUGUGGCUCGGUGUCGAUGCGCUGGGACUCAACAUAUAUGAGAAAGAUGACAAACUGACGCCGAAGAUCGGCUUCCCGUGGUCGGAGAUCCGCAACAUCUCGUUCAACGACCGCAAGUUCAUCAUCAAGCCGAUCGACAAGAAGGCGCCGGACUUCGUGUUCUUCGCGCCGCGCGUGCGCGUCAACAAGCGCAUCCUCGCGCUGUGCAUGGGCAACCACGAGCUGUACAUGCGCCGCCGCAAGCCCGACACCAUCGACGUGCAGCAGAUGAAGGCGCAGGCGCGCGAGGAGAAGCUCGCCAAGCAGGCGCAGAGAGAGAAGCUGCAGCUAGAGAUCGCGGCUCGCGAGCGCGCGGAGAAGAAACAACAGGAGUAUGAGGACCGGCUGAGGCAGAUGCAGGAGGAGAUGGAACGCUCACAGGCGAAUCUGCUGGAAGCCCAGGAGAUGAUCCGACGGCUGGAGGAGCAGCUGCGCCAGCUGCAGGCCGCCAAGGAAGAGCUGGAGCAGCGCCAGAACGAGCUGCAGGCCAUGAUGCAGCGCCUCGAGGAGACCAAGAACAUGGAAGCGGCCGAGCGCCAGAAGCUCGAGGACGAGAUCGCCGCCAAGCAGGAGGAGGUGUCGCGCAUACAGCAGGAGGUCGAGGUCAAGGACUCGGAGACCAGGCGCCUGCAGGAGGAGGUCGAAGAGGCGCGCAGGAAGCAGGACGAGGCGGCGGCGCUGCUGGCGGCGGCCACCACGCCCACGCACCACCACCUGCACGAGGGCGGCGCGGGCGCGGACGGCGACGCGGCGGAGGGCAGCGGCUCGGAGGGCGGCUCGGAGGCGGGCGGCGGCGAGCUGGCGCGCGGGCCCGACGACCUGGUGGACCCGCUGGAGGAGCGGCGCACGCUCGCCGAGCGCUCCGAGCGCUUGCACAACCAGCUCAAGGCGCUGAAGCAAGACCUGGCGCAGUCGCGCGACGAGACGAAGGAGACGGCGAUGGACAAGAUCCACCGCGAGAACGUGCGCCAGGGCCGCGACAAGUACAAGACGCUGCGCGAGAUCCGCAAGGGCAACACCAAGCGCCGCGUCGACCAGUUCGAGAACAUGUAGAUAUCAGGUAAUACUGCGACCGCGCACAUGCGACUACACCGCCGGGGACGAGGCUGGCGCGCCCGGCCUCGUGGGCGCGUGCUCCAGACGAUCCAUCACACCGACGCCGACCGACGCCAACGAUACGCAGUGUCACAACGGUGGGACUCCGCGUUUGACUAACAUUUUUUUCUUAUAUGUGUAUCCUUCAUUUAAAAAACAAAGAAUAAUAUUUUUUAUGUUUCUUUGCUGCGUAUAUUAUAGAGUGCAGCGAAGGAUUCUAAAAUCCGAAGGUAGUAGUUCAAAAAAGAAUCCCCAGCGUAGCAAAGGAUUCAAAUUUGCUGAAGGCAACUAAAAGUGUGGAGAUGAAUUAUGUCUCUAUGUAAUAAAAAAUUUUUGUCAAAAGUAGACUUUUGCAUUUUCAUUUCAAGAUACAAAGAAAGUCUUUCCGAGCUAGUGAGAUGAAAAGACAGUUAUUACGCAAUCAAAAAUUUGUAGUAUUUCAUAUGAAUGUAUGUAACUUUGCUGUGAAAAAAUUUUUAGUCAACCGCGGGAAUUGGAUGUAAAUAAGUAUUAUAGUAUUUUUUUGUCAACAUUUCGUCAUUGUUUGGCUUGGAUAACGGCUAAUGUAAACUUACUAUACAAAACAUGCUUUCAUUUAAUUUUUUAUUGUUUUGCUGCUCCUCUUAAUUUUUAAGUUAUACAGAAUGUUUAUGGUAACCAUUAUAUUAUCUCAAUAUAUUUAAUCGACUCAAUAAUGUUAAACAUUUUUAUACCAUCAUAAUCUCGUGGACCAUACCUUGGCCGUUAUUCGCAAUGUCAAACUUAAGACACUUUAUACUCGUACGUAUUUGUAAGUAUAAAAUUGGUAUUGAUAAUGUAUUCUUGUAUUGGCAUUAUAAAUGAUAUAUUUUUUAUAUAUUGUAUCAAGUAAAUGUGGCAUAGCUUCAUAUUUGUAAAAAAAUCAAACAUUCUUAAAACUUCAGAGUAGUUUUGCACUUUUAUAAAACUUCAACAAUUUGGCAUACUUGUAUUGCCAUUCCAUUAAAUAUUCUAAUCAAAGUGGCCUAAGUAAUAUAAUGUUUUUUUCUAGUUAUUCGAUGUAUCGCUGAAGAACUAUUUUACCUAGAAAGUAUCAAUAAAGAUAGUGCAAUAGGGAUGAUGACAGUUUUUUAAAUUGUAUAUAAAUUAAGAGUAUACUAAUAGUAAAGCAAUUUUGUAAAAGGAACAGGGUAUCUGCGAUCAUUACUUUCGGAGAUACAGGGAUUUAAAGGGUCAGAUUUGCGGCGCUGCCGCGGAUCCCUGAAAAACGCCCUAUACAAAAUGGCUCGAAAAAAUGACGUCAUAGGCAAUGUAAUGAUCGUUAGAUUUGUAUGCGCGUUCAAACAAAAUUACUAAUAUCUUUGUUAUUUGUGCGUUUAUCUUUAUAGUUCAUAUAUUAAAAAAUGUCACAUUUAAUGUAAGGAAGCUAAAACUGUAUAAAUUUUCAUCUAAUUACGAUAAAAAAAAAUUUAAUAGUUUUUGAAAUUUUAUAAUCUCAUUUAUUUUGCAAAUAUCCAGACAAUCUUUGCUUUUUAUGUAUAAAUUAGUUAAUAUUGACCCUAUUUACCCGAAUGUAUCAUAAAAAUCAAUAUAUUCAAACCUAGUCAUCAUCCCCAUUACUUUUGUAAUAAUUGAAGUAGCGAAUGUUUUGUUUUUUAUAUAAAUAUGUGGGUUUUUAUAUAAAUGUCGUCUCUCGAAUGUAGCACGGGGCCUCUGAGGUCGUCGACGGUAUAUUGAAUCGAUUUCUGUACAAUUACAGUCUUUAACGGUAAAGGCAAUAAUUGUAGACGAUUUCACAGGGCCUAACCUCGCCCACUGUGUCAGUAGUGAUCUAAAACAAAUAAAUAUCAUUUAAAGAAUAAAAAAAAGAGUCAGAUUCUGAUCUUAAAACUGUAACAAGUAAUUUGUGACAUAUCAAUAUAAAAUUUUUCAUUGAGAAUUUCUUCAUCAAUAGUACUUUUUGAGUCAAAUCGAAUUGUAUUUGACUAAUAAUAAUAAUUUAAUGAAUACUAGAAUGUUUUGCGUUAGGUCACUAUAACUGAAGGGUGCGUACAUAGAUUAGUGCCAAAUAAAGCGAUCACAAAAUAUUUUCUUGGUUUGUCUGAAACCGCGAAUAAAUUGCAAAAGUUAAAAACCGAGAGUUAGGCCGCUGUGUCAGUGGGGUGAUAGUGUAGCGAUAGUUAUCGAUGUUCUUAUAUUUUCUCGUACACCGUCCAGCCGAUAUCGAUACUCUGUGUCCAUCCAAUUUGUAUGAUAAAUAAUAGUUUUAUAUUAUUAAUAAUAAUUCCCCAUUUUUUUGAACCCAAUUGUGAUUACAUCCUUGGUUAUCAACUUGAUUUAAGAAUUAAUAUUUUUUUUUAUUUAUAUGAUGUGGUAUACUUAUAGUUCAAGGCCUAGAGUAUUUUUAGAGUAUGUUCUAUAUAUACUCAGAGGCACAAUUAUCCGCCCACUUUAAUAUACUCGCGUCAUAUUAAAGUGGGCGGAUAAUUAUGCCUCUUGAGUAUAUGAGACUAAAUCGCAACAUUUUUGAAGUCUUGGAAUUGGCACUACUUACUUUAUUUUAAUUAUAAAAUUGAAUUUUAGAUGUUUUGAAAUGUUUGCGUACAAGUUGGACGGACGUAGACUGUGUGUGUUUAUUGUCAACCUUGUUAUCGAAGUAAGAAGGGUCAUAUUAGAACGGUGCUUGCAUUUUACAAAAAGGAUUGAAUCCGUCGGGCGUAGUACUCGGAACUAUAAUUGUAAAUAUUGAUUAUUAUUAUUAUUAUUACUUAAUAGUAAUUUUAUUUUAGUGUAUAAUGUGCUAUAAUUAUCGCAGUUUAGCAAUCGUACAGUUUUUGUAACGGAAGCACUCGUCCAAUUAUAGGCCGGCUUUAUGGUAAACUAUCUCUUUUGUAAAAAAAAUUGAUUACUCCUCACUAGGUUAUUGUUAUUAUUAUGGGAAUACUUAUCUUUAGGAUUUUCUACAUUAUUUUAACACAGCACCAGGAAAUUUGCUUAUAAAUAGUAAAAAAACGAAUUUGGAGGCGGGUUGAAGGUACUUUAAAUUGUUUUAAAUCCAUCACAACGAUGGUAGUCCUGCGCAAAGUGUAGACGUUACCGUACUGUACGCUCGCUAAACUGCGCCAAUAACCGAAUAUAUACAUCGGACCUCUCGGGGUCUGUCAAAAUGUUGAAGGCACACAGAUUCGUUUAAUUAUUAUUAAUUAAUUAAAUAUAAUAUUAUUAAGUAAGUGA
Bicyclus anynana (squinting bush brown) is the source of this 5142-nucleotide messenger RNA. It is a transcript of the gene Moe, whose product is annotated as moesin/ezrin/radixin homolog 1. The transcript is spliced from 13 exons. The coding region runs from base 151 to 1887 and encodes 578 amino acids. Lineage: Eukaryota; Metazoa; Arthropoda; Insecta; Lepidoptera; Nymphalidae. Gene Ontology annotation, biological process: positive regulation of protein localization to early endosome; regulation of cell shape; positive regulation of early endosome to late endosome transport. Gene Ontology annotation, cellular component: adherens junction; microvillus; plasma membrane. The record is from RefSeq and is a predicted model, not a curated record. Gene Ontology annotation, molecular function: cell adhesion molecule binding; actin binding.